AUCCAAAACUCGCCCGAAAACUUUCAAACUUGCCGGGAAACCAUGAUUUUCAAACGAUUUUGCCCUUCUCGUCAACUUAUGGCGAUCCAAAUCAAAAACCAAUCGUAGACAUUCUCCCCUUGUCAAGGGAGGCCUUCGCCGAGAUUUUGGGGGAAUUUGGAGUUAUUUUUUUCCGGUGAAGUCGCCGUCGGCAAGCCUUCGAUGAGUUUCCAGUGAGCUUUCAGGGACCCUUCUCCGGCCUAUUUUGGCCAGGUUUUGGUCUCCCUCGCCCUCUCCUCACUUCCCCUACCAUCCUACUUGGGUCUCCAGGUUUGUUUUCAACUCUACAUUGGUUAAUUUGGGAGAAUCGGAUUAGGUAGUGAAGUGAGGAAAAUUUAGUGAAUUGAAUGUUGAACUUAGCAAUAAGGCGUGGAAUUAGGUGAAUUGUGGUGAAUAAAUGAUGGAAUGAUGUUUGCAUGAGCUUAUUUGAGCCUUGUUGGGCAUGAUUUAAUUCGAAUUGCUAUUAUUUGUGGAAUUUGCCCACCAAGUGCUAAUUUGUGAAUGAAAGUGCAAUUUUAUGCUUGAGUGGUGGAUGGUAACCACCGUAGCGUGGUUUCGGUUAGGAUUUUUGUGUGGAUAAAUAGUGAAAAACCUAGGAGCAUGUCUCAGUGUGCUCGAGCUUAAUUGUUUUAAGUAGCAUGGACCUAUAGUGGAAAUAUAAGUGGGGGGGGGGGGGGAUUCCGUUUUCUUCCCAAUGAGUUGAGAUUGACAAUUAUUUCCACCUAUGGUGCAUGUUUGAAUUUCUUGCAGGAGAGUCAGCAUGAACCACCCGUACCUGUUGGCGCUGAGAGGGAACCCCACAAUGGAAAGGAAGGUGAGAUUCUGAGCGAGCACUAACUCCGAAGAUCACUGGAAACUCGACUAAACUCAAUUUGACAGUCUUCACUGUGGAGAUAUCAUGAGGGAGGUUGUGGCGCACCCACAGUAGUGCCGACUCCUUGAAAUGGAGGAUGGCAUUUAUGGGGUGUCGAGUUUUUCAUUACCUUCAUCAUCCAUAGGAGCAAGAGCACGUUCGGCCAUCGGCGACGCGAGGUGAUAUUUCACUUGGGAGGGGAAUGGACUCCCUGACUUUUAACGAGCUUGCCCGAUCCUUGGGAGUUGACGAUGGGUAUGAGGCAGAAUGGGAAGAGGACACCAUCAGAGUUUGCAACGUGAAUGCAACUUUUCAAAGAUUUUGCCUGCCGGAGCACCGACGAACACCGUUUCAUUCUGCAAUCACGUUGGCGUCCACACUCAAGCCAUAGUGGCGCAUCAUCAAUGCACUCCUUGCACGUUCCCUCCACCCGAGUAUCACAAUCCGAACAAGAUAACUGAGAGGAUCUUGCUGGCAUUCUUUUGCAUGGUGGACUCGUCUAGGAGUCUUCAUCUUGGUUCAGUCUUGGCCACCUCUUUUGCCACAGCCAUAGGGGGAAAUCGACGAUAUAUCACAUCAAUGGGGCCCUACAUUACCCGUCUCGCUCAUCACUUGAAUGUCAAUCUGGCGGGCUGCACAUCUGAGGGGGCACUCCACGGGGUUCGAAGAGGGAACUUUGCGUUCCAUGCGUUUACUGCGAACAUUUGGAUCAUUUCGGUUCAUUUAGGGACUGCCUCUACCACCAAGGGUCCCUCCUCCAGAGCUCCCAGCCGCCGUCGGCGUCCCGCGCUCCACUGUCCUGCACCACCACCACCACCACCACCAGCAUCAUCAUCAGGUGUUGGUCCUUCCCCUUCCGGGGUGCACCACGUGGAGAGGAUGGACCGCCUUGAGAUCCACGUGGUGGGAGUCACUUCCCGGCUUGACCGGCACACUGUCCUACUAGAGCGGAUAGCUCGUCGACAGGGCCUCCUUCUAGAUGAUGAGUCGGGGCCUUCGACCUAGUGGGAGGUAGCGGACGAGUGAGACAUGUGGCAGAGUUGAUUCCUUUCGCCCCACUUCUCCACUUGGAACUCUGAACUCUUUUAUUUUAUUUUUCUAUCUUUUAUUUGGUAUGUGUGAACAACUACUACUAUAUUACUGUUAUGUGUAAAGCUCGAAUCUCCUACCCCGGAAAAAUUUCAACUUUCACUCACCAAGCCAUGCGGGAACAUCGUCCUACCCCUAUCUUACGCCAUUGAGGGAAAUGUCGAACUUAAGUGUGGGGGUGGGGGGGGGGGGGGGGGGGGUAGUUUAUUAUUAUGCUUGUGUGAGUGUGAUUGAUGCUUGGAGCCUUGAUGUAUGCCCAAAUUUGAAAAUUUUGUGGGCUCCAAGCAAUGUUUGCAUGAUCAAAGUGGCCGGUUUGUAGGAGAAUCUCAUGUUUAUUGGCAUUGACCUUGAAUUGUUGCAUGUGAUCGAGUGUGUCCUAUGAUGAUGACUGAGAGGCGCAUUAGGAUAGUGCAAAGGUUUAGUUCUAAUGCAUGCAAAAAAAAAAAAGGAUGUCUUGACUCGAUUACUUGUUGAUUACAAUUGCCAUGCAUUGUGUUUUGUCAUUUGGAAAAGAUGAUUAGGGGACUAGGUACCCAUGUGAGUUUGAGCCGAUCAUUUUUUUCUUGUGUGCUUAGAUCCCUCUUAUCAUGGCAAGUAACAUCACAGUUGUCACUAGUGAGUAUGAUGGAGGCAUAGGAUUAGUCCACGCCCAAAUGCUGAUUGUCCCGAAAUGCUUUAUCCCCUAGUCAACCCCUUUGAGCCUUGUGACUUUGGGGGUCGUUCUCUUGUAGGAGCUUUUUGCUUGUGACCUUAAUGGUGUUUGAUAGAACGACCUCCCAUCCUUUCUUCGUGUCUAUACGUGGCUCGUCCUUGUGUCCCAGAGCUCUCGCUUUUGAGUUCCAUAGAGGUUCUACAUAGGAGGAUUGUGUGCGGUUCUUGCUAAGAAUGAAAGAGAAAAGAGUAGUGUUGGAGUAAGUUCUUAAAAGAGAGCAUUGGUUGUUAAAUGUAAUGUGACAAGUGUUUUACUCUCUAGUACCCCCCUCAAAAAUAAAAUAAAAGAUAAAAAAAAGGAAAAGGAAAGUAAGAAAGAAAAGAAUCGAAAAAGAGGUAAUAAAACGGGCUAAUUAAAGUAGAGAGUGCCACAAAAACCAAAGAGUAUGCUCUAUGAGGGGUUUCUUGGAAUUAAAACCAUUGAAACCCCCACAUUUCUGUUGAACUUCUUCACUACCAAUUCUAAAUGUGAUAGCAAGAGUAGACCAAGGAAGAGCGCUUAAAUGUAGUUCAUGAUGGGUGAUAAUAUGGAAAGGAGAAACAAGGUUUUUGGCCGAUGCUAGUGGCCAUUGUUUGUAGGGAAGGUUCUUAGUCAAAACCAUAGAACCUUCGGGUUUAUGGUGAAGAUGUAGGACAUCAUGUUGUGUCUCCCACCACCCAAAAAGCCUUUUCCCCAUGUCCAAGACAAUUUCACGUCAUUUGAACCCGUGUCUAAGACCUCCGGACAAUCUAGUGAUGACAACCGUCUCGUGAACUCUAACAUUUAGAGGUUGCGUCCAGGGGUGGCUAUUUGGACCGUGACCGGAUUAAAAACCGGAAACCGGACCGUAUAACCCGGACCGAGACCGGACCGAGACCGGAUAGUAAACAAUCCAAUCCAAUCUUUGGGCUUAGAUUUGAGGUAAAAAACUGGAUAAAGACCGGAUAAGAGAGCUCAACACCCAAAACUUAAGGGUAAUUUGCAUAAACGGUCACAAACCUUUGCACUUAGUACAAAACUUAACCAACUCCUCACCCUUUAAGGCCUUAGGCCACUCAAAUCCCACAAUUUCAAUGUAAAAUCAAGACCGAAUUGGGAC
Molecule: messenger RNA, 3771 nt
Organism: Linum trigynum
Lineage: Eukaryota; Viridiplantae; Streptophyta; Magnoliopsida; Malpighiales; Linaceae
Source: the annotation of a GenBank genome assembly